Messenger RNA from Acaulospora colombiana, 406 nucleotides. The record is from the annotation of a GenBank genome assembly. NCBI's taxonomy places the organism in Eukaryota, Fungi, Glomeromycota, Glomeromycetes, Diversisporales, Acaulosporaceae.
AUGGCAUCAAAUAUGAUAAUCGAGAAAAUUGUUCAGAAAACUUUGGAUGGAAAUGUCAUUCAAAUUUGGGAUUCCAUCGCUCUUGCAGGUUAUACACUUAAAAUUUCAAGACCUCAUAUUUCGGCGUGUUGUAGUAGAAAGCGAAAUAUUGCUGGUGGUUGGCGUUGGAUGUAUUAUGAGGACUAUAUAGAACAAGAUCCUAAUGAAGAGUGGAAAGAAAUAGAGGUUGAUUCACGAAAAUUUAAAGUUUCAUCUCUUGGAAGAGUUCAGUUGCGCAGUGGUUUGAUCUCUCGGGGAUCAUUGGACUCGGGAUAUCUCCGAGAUGAAAAAUAUUAUAUUCGUCGGUUGGUAGCAUUAGCAUUUUGUCUAAAAGAGGAGGGCAAAGAAUACGUAAAUCAUAUUGAUG